Messenger RNA from Cryptosporidium muris RN66, 333 nucleotides. RefSeq lists its product as uncharacterized. Bases 1 to 333 code for a protein of 110 amino acids. NCBI's taxonomy places the organism in Eukaryota, Apicomplexa, Conoidasida, Eucoccidiorida, Cryptosporidiidae. Gene Ontology annotation, biological process: protein K48-linked deubiquitination. The transcript has a single exon. Gene Ontology annotation, cellular component: nucleus. Gene Ontology annotation, molecular function: cysteine-type deubiquitinase activity; ubiquitin binding. The record is from RefSeq and is a predicted model, not a curated record.
AUGUGUAAUGAAGAAAUAUCUAAUCCUGCUGUUGUAUACGCUCGUAUCCUUACUUCAACAUAUAUUAAAAUAAAUAAAGAGAAAUUUGAAAAUUUCUUAAAUGGCUUAGAUGUUGAACAAUUUUGCAAACAAAAUGUAGAUCCUAUGUGGAAAGAUGUUGAACAAAUUCAAAUUGUAGCUCUCACAUCUAUUUUAAAAAUUCCUUUAGAAAUCAUAUAUUGUGAUGGACACUCAAAAAAACCACAUAAAUAUACAUUUCCAGAAUCAGAAAGACCCCUAGUAUACUUACUAUAUACUCCUGGUCAUUAUGAUAUUCUAUUAAAUUCUAUUUAA